AUGGCGACCGCGCAUGACGAUGACUUGCCGAAGCGCAGGGAAAUGGUCCUGGAAUUUACGUUGGGACCAGAACAUCAGCUCCACUACGUAGUUCAACCCAAAGGUGUCGAUGGCGAUGGUUUGGAUGAGCCUGGACCUCUCAUUGCUUCUCGUCCAGGAUGCGAGACCCCUGAAAUUAGAGAGAUUGAACGUGCAGGUAGCAUCUAUUGGUCUAUUGAGGGAGAGGGAGGAGUCAGAACGCUAUGGGUAAUUGCAUUUCACAAUGGCGUCGUUACGAGAUUCUGA
Molecule: messenger RNA, 285 nt
Organism: Parastagonospora nodorum SN15
Lineage: Eukaryota; Fungi; Ascomycota; Dothideomycetes; Pleosporales; Phaeosphaeriaceae
Exons: 2
Coding region: 1-285 (94 amino acids)
Source: RefSeq, a predicted model, not a curated record